This is a messenger RNA of Urocitellus parryii (Arctic ground squirrel), 3811 nucleotides long. RefSeq names its product phosphatidylinositol-4,5-bisphosphate 3-kinase catalytic subunit gamma (gene Pik3cg). Gene Ontology annotation, biological process: phosphatidylinositol-3-phosphate biosynthetic process; cell migration; phosphatidylinositol-mediated signaling. Gene Ontology annotation, cellular component: cytoplasm; phosphatidylinositol 3-kinase complex, class IB; plasma membrane. The record is from RefSeq and is a predicted model, not a curated record. Lineage: Eukaryota; Metazoa; Chordata; Mammalia; Rodentia; Sciuridae. Gene Ontology annotation, molecular function: 1-phosphatidylinositol-4-phosphate 3-kinase activity; 1-phosphatidylinositol-3-kinase activity.
AACUGCAACACUUCCUCUGCAUCUGGAUAUGAAGGGAGCCCCAGAAAAGCGGAAGAGUUGAGAGGCACACUGGGUAGGGCAUGGAGCUGGAGAACUGUGAGCAGCCGGUGAUUCUGAGAGAGGACAACCUCCGCCGGCGUCGGAGAAUGAAGCCACGCAGUGUGGCGGCCAGCCUGUCCUCCAUGGAGCUCAUCCCCAUUGAGUUCGUGCUGCCCACCAGCCAGCGGGACACCAAGAUUCCCGAAACGGCGCUGCUGCACGUGGCGGGGCACGGCAACGUGGAGCAGAUGAAAGCCCAGGUGUGGCUGCGCUCAAUGGAGACUAGUGUGGCCGCCGACUUCUACCACCGGUUGGGUCCGGACCACUUCAUCUUGCUCUACCAGAAGAAGGGACAGUGGUACGAGAUCUAUGACAAGUACCAGGUGGUGCAGACCCUGGACUGCCUGCGGUACUGGAAGAUGCUGAAUAAGAGCCCAGGUCAGAUCCACGUAGUACAGCGGCAUGCGCCCUCCGAGGAGACCCUGGCCUUCCAGCAGCAGCUCACCGCCCUCAUCGGCUACGACGUCACUGACAUCAGUAACGUGCAUGACGACGAGCUGGAGUUCACACGCCGCCGCCUGGUCACACCUCGCAUGGCAGAGGUGGCAAGUCGCGAUGCCAGGCUCUACGCCAUGCACCCCUGGGUGACAUCCAAGCCCCUCCCUGAGUACCUGUCAAAGAAGAUUACCAACAACUGCAUCUUCAUUGUCAUCCAUCGCAGCACGACCAGCCAGACCAUCAAGGUCUCAGCUGAUGACACCCCAGGUGCCAUCCUCCAGAGUUUCUUCACCAAGAUGGCCAAAAAGAAGUCACUGAUGGACAUCCCCGAAAGCCAAAAUGAGCAGGAUUUUGUGCUGCGUGUCUGUGGCCGGGAUGAGUACCUGGUUGGUGAAACACCCAUCAAAAACUUCCAAUGGGUUAGGCACUGCCUUAAGAAUGGAGAAGAGAUUCACCUAGUGCUGGACAGGCCUCCGGACCCAGCCCUGGAUGAGGUGAGGAAAGAAGAGUGGCCACUGGUAGAUGACUGCACCGGAGUCACCGGCUACCAUGAGCAGCUGACCAUCCAUGGCAAAGAUCAUGAGAGUGUGUUUACUGUAUCCCUGUGGGACUGUGACAGGAAGUUCAGGGUCAAGAUCAGAGGCAUUGAUAUUCCUGUCCUACCCCGAAAUGCAGACCUCACAGUUUUUGUGGAAGCAAACAUCCAGCAUGGGCAGCAAGUUCUUUGCCAAAGAAGAACCAGCCCCAAACCCUUCACAGAGGAGGUGCUCUGGAAUGUAUGGCUCGAGUUCAGUAUCAAAAUCAAAGACUUGCCCAAAGGGGCUCUACUGAACCUCCAGAUAUUCUGUGGCAAAGCUCCUGCACUGUCAGGCAAAGCCUCUGCAGAGACUCCCAGCUCAGAGUCCAAGGGCAAAGCUCAGCUUCUUUACUAUGUAAACCUGCUACUGAUAGACCACAGGUUCCUCCUGCGCCAUGGGGAAUAUGUGCUCCACAUGUGGCAGAUAUCUGGGAAGGGAGAAGACCAAGGGAGCUUUAAUGCGGACAAGCUCACGUCCGCCACCAACCCAGACAAAGAGAACUCAAUGUCCAUCUCCAUUCUUCUGGACAAUUACUGUCACCCAAUAGCCCUGCCUAAGCAUCGGCCCACUCCUGACCCCGAAGGUGACCGAGUUCGAGCUGAAAUGCCCAACCAGCUUCGAAAGCAACUAGAGGCAAUCAUAGCCACUGAUCCACUUAAUCCUCUCACAGCAGAGGACAAAGAAUUGCUCUGGCAUUUUAGAUAUGAAAGCCUGAAGCAUCCCAAAGCAUAUCCUAAGCUAUUUAGCUCAGUGAAAUGGGGACAGCAAGAAAUUGUGGCCAAAACAUACCAACUGUUAGCCAGAAGGGAGGUCUGGGAUCAAAGUGCUUUGGAUGUUGGGUUAACAAUGCAGCUCCUGGACUGCAACUUUUCAGAUGAAAAUGUCAGAGCCAUUGCAGUUCAGAAACUGGAGAGCUUGGAGGACGAUGAUGUUUUGCAUUAUCUGCUGCAGCUGGUGCAGGCCGUCAAAUUUGAACCAUACCAUGACAGUGCCCUGGCAAGAUUUCUGCUGAAGCGUGGCUUAAGGAACAAAAGAAUCGGUCACUUCUUGUUUUGGUUCUUGAGAAGUGAGAUCGCUCAGUCCAGGCACUAUCAGCAGAGAUUCGCCGUGAUCCUGGAAGCCUAUCUGAGGGGCUGUGGCACAGCCAUGCUGCAGGACUUUACCCAGCAGGUCCAAGUCAUCGAGAUGUUGCAAAAAGUCACCAUUGAUAUUAAGUCACUCUCUGCUGAGAAGUAUGACGUCAGUUCCCAAGUUAUUUCACAACUGAAGCAAAAGCUUGAAACCCUGCAGAAUUCUAAUCUCCCCAAAAGCUUUAGAGUUCCCUAUGAUCCUGGUCUGAAAGCAGGAACCCUGGUGAUUGAAAAAUGUAAAGUGAUGGCCUCCAAGAAAAAGCCCCUGUGGCUUGAGUUUAAAUGUGCAGAUCCUACAGCGCUCUCCAAUGAAACAAUUGGAAUCAUCUUCAAACAUGGCGAUGAUCUGCGCCAAGACAUGCUUAUUUUACAGAUUCUACGAAUCAUGGAGUCCAUUUGGGAGACUGAAUCUUUGGAUCUGUGCCUCCUGCCAUAUGGUUGCAUUUCAACAGGGGACAAAAUAGGAAUGAUCGAGAUCGUGAAAGAUGCGACAACAAUUGCCAAAAUCCAGCAAAGCACAGUGGGCAACACGGGUGCGUUCAAAGAUGAAGUCCUGAAUCACUGGCUCAAAGAAAAAUGCCCCAUCGAAGAAAAGUUUCAGGCAGCAGUGGAGAGAUUUGUUUAUUCCUGUGCCGGCUACUGUGUGGCAACCUUUGUUCUUGGAAUAGGCGACAGACACAAUGACAAUAUUAUGAUCUCAGAAACAGGAAACCUAUUUCAUAUUGACUUUGGGCACAUUCUUGGGAAUUAUAAAAGUUUCCUGGGCAUUAAUAAAGAGAGAGUGCCCUUUGUGCUCACCCCAGACUUCUUGUUUGUGAUGGGAACUUCUGGAAAAAAGACAAGCCCACACUUCCAGAAAUUUCAGGAUGUCUGUGUCAAGGCCUACCUAGCCCUUCGCCAUCACACAAACCUGCUGAUCAUCCUGUUCUCCAUGAUGUUGAUGACAGGAAUGCCCCAGUUAACCAGCAAAGAAGAUAUCGAGUACAUCCGGGAUGCCCUGACAGUGGGGAAAAACGAGGAGGAUGCUAAAAAGUACUUCCUUGAUCAGAUUGAAGUUUGCAGAGACAAAGGAUGGACCGUGCAGUUUAACUGGUUCCUGCACCUUGUUCUUGGCAUCAAGCAAGGAGAGAAACACUCAGCCUAAUACUUUGGGCUGGAGUGAAAAACAACUCUGUGUUCUAAAGCUUUUAAAUCAGCACAUCAGAGUCAUCAAGCUUGUAUUUAAAAUGCAACAGGACAUGGUGAGAGCUGGCACUUAACAGAGCUCCUUUCCUAGCUGAACUCCUAACUGGAGAAAAGAAACGAUGGGCAUCACCGACUGCUGAAGUUAUAUUCAGCGCUGGGCUUCUUUGCAGGUUUGUUUCUUCUCGUUCGUCUCAGUGAUGCUGGAGGACAUUUCGAGUUGAGACAGACUGAUGAUGUCCUUACGGGGCCUGAUAUUUUGACUAUCUUAUUGAGUGCUUCUGGAAAUUCUUUAGAAUAGUUGAUGACAUCUGUUUUACUCUCAGUUUUGGUUCUCCUCCUGUGCUUUAAACUCUCCAGGAAAAAAAGAUGCAACUGUUGUAA